Molecule: messenger RNA, 810 nt
Organism: Aspergillus japonicus CBS 114.51
Lineage: Eukaryota; Fungi; Ascomycota; Eurotiomycetes; Eurotiales; Aspergillaceae
Product: blue light-inducible protein Bli-3
Exons: 1
Coding region: 18-650 (210 amino acids)
Source: RefSeq, a predicted model, not a curated record
GUAAUUCCAAGUUCGGCAUGCUCACCACCAAGUCCUCCGACGAUGAGCUCCUCACAUCCCGCUGCAUGGCGCUCGCCGGCAAGGUACGCCUCCAAAACAUCAAUCACAUGCCCCUUGCCCCACACCCCAGGCCUUUUCUAUCGAGACUAACCCGGGACUUUCCGAAUGCGCAGGAACACGGCGGCAUCGACCUGGUCUUCCACACGAACCUCUUCUCGCACAAGACGAUGGACCUGACCACCCACCCCAAGGAGGUCAACAUGUCCUUCCUGGACCCGCUCAGCGGCUCCUGGGCCUCCAUCUCCGGCACCGCCUCCAUCAUCUCCGACCGCGACACCGUCAAGAAGUACUACUCGCCCGCCCUGCAGGCCUGGCUGGGUGACCUGGGCGACGGCGUGCACGACGGUGGCCCCGAGGACCCCCGCAUCGGCGUGAUCAAGCUCGAGGCGGUGACCGCCCACUAUGCGCUGGCUCGCAAGGGGAUGCUCACCCGCGCCGUCGAGACCGUCAAGAGCGUGGCUACCGGGAACGUGCCGGCUAUCAACAGCAUCCGCGAGCUGUCGCGGGCGGAGCUGGAGGAGUGUAAGUUCUCCUGCUUUUCCUCUCACUUUUUCGUCAUUGAACACCAGGUGGGUACUAAUCGGGAAUGAUAGGGCGCCGUACGCACGCGAACGAGUAAAUUCUCGCUGUUCGUUAUUCGCUGAACCAUAAGCCGUGACGAGUGGAUUACCUAUGAUUUCAUGACCCUGAUGACACAUGUGCGAAGUAGCAUGUCACUAGUAUCAUAUUUGUAUUAAGUUGCAAAAUGAA